Messenger RNA from Fusarium verticillioides 7600, 426 nucleotides. RefSeq lists its product as hypothetical. The record is from RefSeq and is a predicted model, not a curated record. Bases 1 to 426 code for a protein of 141 amino acids. The transcript has 3 exons. NCBI's taxonomy places the organism in Eukaryota, Fungi, Ascomycota, Sordariomycetes, Hypocreales, Nectriaceae.
AUGCGUUCAUCCUACAUUAGAACUACCGAGGUGAAUGAGGUGCCCUUGUUCCACGUGGAAAUGAGACAAAGAGAAAUCUGCAAUACCUUUCCUGUGGGCGGCCAGCAGCCAGUUGACAUUGAUUAUAUUAUCAUCAGUCUCAGCAGCGGUGAGGAGAGCGAGUUUCCUGCGAGCGACUUCAUGGAAAACCAUGCAGUUCCCUCAGCUAGAAUUCGCAAUCCCAGUCUCGUGCUGCGGAAAUCCGCCGAGGUUAACGAUGGGUCACUGCCUCUCGAUCCUCCACCCGACAUCAAUGACUCUGACAUGGAUCCUCCUGACGUGACUCUCGAGAGAGAAGACAAUGUCGAGGAAGUGGAAAGGCACCCUGACAUCCAAGCUUGGAUAGGCUUUGCUGACGAUUCCUGGCCCACUUCCUCACAGCACUGA